AUGGCGCAAAGCGCCGUUGGCAGGCUCUUCCGCUGCCAGACCACCAGCUCUCUGCGUCAAUCCAUUAGUUCUAUUACACAAAGCCGCACAUAUUCGCAUAAUGCAAUUCCCACAUUCCCUCCGACAUCCUCCCCCGAACUGGACCAGGCCCUCAAGCGUUUCAGAGAAGAGCUUUUCAUACCUUUUGGCUUGAAUACCGAGCAAAGGAGGUUAAUGUUUCGGGAGAAAUAUGCGGAGAAACUUGAGCAGGAACCCGUGACGGUAAAUAUUGGCGACAACGAUGAGCCUUACCAACUUCGGCCCAUGGAUCCGCUGUCCAGACCACCAAAGAAAGAGUUCAGGAACGUUGUCUCGCUCAUGAAGACCAAGCAAGACUGGCAGAACCUCGUACCUUUCCUUGGCGGACUACGAAUGUCAAAGAGAAAACUAGGCAUCGCGAACUGGGAGUGGACUGUACGCAAAGCUGGUGCGGCCGACGCACUCGGUGCCAUCCUCGAGUGUGCAAAGCAGGCAGAACGAACCGGUCUUCGACUGAACAACAACGGAAUCGCCCAGCGUAUCUUCUUCGAGCUCCACCGGAAAGCUCAGAAUGGGCAGUUCAAGGAUCCCGCAGUAUCCAAGGCGCUUACCAUCGCUAAGCAGUUCGCCGCGUUGAUGGAAGCUCCGGAGCAUGCCCCGAAAAAGACGGAGAGCAUGGAGGCAGAUCCCAAGCGGCAACCAUUUGUCAUUGGCACUCUCCUUGAGCUCAGCGCUGCUCGUGCUGUGAACGAACUGGGAGGCAAGGAUAAGACCGGCGAUGUGUAUGCCUAUGCUCAGCGCCUCCUCGCGAACUGGGAGGCAGGCACCUUUUCCCGCGAAAUCAAGGACUGGGUUGCUGUCGAUCACAUGCUCCAGGAGAACGUACCUAUCUACAACGGAAUCAAGCUCGCCCUUCAGGUUGAGGGGAUCGCAAAUGAAAAAUCUGUGUCUGGUGGUCUGAAGAGACGCUUGAACGAGUUGCGUCUCCUGAUUGACAACCAAAAGCAAAUGGCACCCGAGGAAGUCCAGCAAAAGCCGACGGUGGGCUAUAAACAAAGCCAGCUCCUGCAUCAGCUUUGA
Molecule: messenger RNA, 1098 nt
Organism: Aspergillus thermomutatus
Lineage: Eukaryota; Fungi; Ascomycota; Eurotiomycetes; Eurotiales; Aspergillaceae
Exons: 2
Coding region: 1-1098 (365 amino acids)
Source: RefSeq, a predicted model, not a curated record